AUGACCUCCAGCUCUCACUCACAGCAAUGCCAGAUCUGCAGGCCCGAAGGCGAUGCCAGCUGCCCUUACAACACCUGGAUCUCUGCGUCCCAGCCAGAGCCAUUUACCUCCCCAAGCCCUUACUCUAAUUUCCAAAUACAAAGUCCGGAAAAGCUCCAGCCAAGCACAGCAAUUUCUCCUGCUCCUCCUUCAUCCGUGGAUAUGUUUAUUCAAGAUAUUCCUGACUCUGCCACUAGCCCAACUUCAAAUAACCUUUCCUCCCAGGACAAGCCUAAGAUUCAUCAGGGAAAAGAAGAUCAGGGCCUGAUCAAAAAACCUAAGAUGAGGACAGUGUUCUCUCAGGCUCAACUAAAUGUACUCAACAAUAGAUUCCUGGAGCAAAAAUACCUCAGUCCGCAGCAGAUCCGAAAUGUGGCAGAGAAUUUGAACCUUACUUACAAACAGGUCAAGACCUCGUUUCAGAGCCAGAGAAUGAAGUCAAAGAGAUGGCAGAAAGACACCAUGUGGUCAAAGAAUGGCAACAGUAUGAGUUUGGUUCAGAAUGGAUCAGCUAUUGGAGAGUACAUAAGCUUCUACUCUCCAUUUCACCAGGACUAUAUGAUGAAUCCUUCUGGAAACCUUCCAGUAUGGAGCAACCAGACUUGGAAUAACCGGUUCCAGAAUGGUGGAGAGGGUGCCUAUCAGCACCAGAUGUUUCAGCACCCCUAUCCUGCCAAUGACUUGGGGGCUCCCUUUGGAAAUAAUACUAGUGAGGUCUAUUCCAUGAAACCACAGACUACUAUGAGUUUUAAUGCCCCCCAUACCAUGGAAUAUCUCCCAAACUACUCCAUGAACAUGCAGCUGACCCACAGUAAGUCAGAAGAGGACUAUGAUUAUCGGCAGGCCAGUGAUGCUCAAGCACAAUUCUUAGAUCCCACUGGGUUACCUAUAUUCCAGUCAUAA
This is a messenger RNA of Trichosurus vulpecula (common brushtail), 942 nucleotides long. Its product is annotated as putative homeobox protein NANOG2. The coding region runs from base 1 to 942 and encodes 313 amino acids. Gene Ontology annotation, molecular function: DNA-binding transcription factor activity, RNA polymerase II-specific; RNA polymerase II cis-regulatory region sequence-specific DNA binding. NCBI's taxonomy places the organism in Eukaryota, Metazoa, Chordata, Mammalia, Diprotodontia, Phalangeridae. The transcript has a single exon. Gene Ontology annotation, biological process: regulation of transcription by RNA polymerase II. The record is from RefSeq and is a predicted model, not a curated record.